GGAUGAGAAUGGAGGACAAGUUGCAGAAGCAGGAAGCCAGCGUGUGCCUGCCCGGCUGAUAGAUAACUUGCGCGAAGACCGCUUUGCAUCUCCCUGUUAAGUUUCUCAGAGGCGGAAUCUGUUCCCACCCUGCAUGCUUUCUCACCGCAUUUUGUGUGUGUGCGUGCUUGCAGUCGUGCUUUCACCCAUUGCUGCUCCGUCGGACUGUUUGUUGCAAACCAAUAUAGCCGGUGAUGUCAUGAGUGGCAUGUGAACCGGAGCUCUCGCUGCUUAGGCAACCGCUCCCGCAGAAGGCAAAACAGGAGGAGACGCUGCGAGUCUUCCUUGGCUUGGAGACAUCGCUCGCCUCUGCUGCGUUUCAUGCGUUAAGGCCCCUCUCUCCGCCCCCUUUGCAGUUUAUUUCAAGUUUAUUUAUUUUUCCAGUGCUCUCUAACAGAAGCCUCGUGCUCAUCGCGGUCGGGGAAGGAGCGCCGCCGCAGCUACGCCCGGCUCACGGUUGUUAGGAGGAUGUCGGAAGGAUGCGGAAAGGAUGGUGAUAACAAAGUUUAGGAAGCGAGUCGGACGAAGUGAAGCUGCAGGAAUUGGGCAGGGCCGUGAUUCUGGCGGAAGAUGGCAAGGACCAGCCACAGCAGCUAUGUCCUCCAGCAGCUCAACAACCAAAGAGAGUGGGGUUUUCUCUGCGACUGCUGCAUUGCGAUUGACGACAUCUACUUCCAGGCACACAAAGCCGUCCUUGCCGCCUGCAGCUCUUAUUUCAGGAUGUUUUUCAUGAGCCAGCAGCACAGCACGGCGCAACUGAACCUCAGCAACAUGAAGAUCACGGCCGAGUGCUUUGAUCUCAUUUUGCAGUUCAUGUAUCUGGGGAAAAUCGCGACGGCCCCCAACAACUUUGAGCAGUUCAAGGUGGCCAUGAACUCGCUGCAGCUGUACAACGUGCCGGAAUGUCUGGAAGACAUACAGGACACAAACUCCUCGGGUUUGCGGUGCUCCUCUUCCGCUUCCAGCACCCAAAAUAGCAAAAUGGUCUUUGGCGUGCGGAUGUACGAAGAGACGCUGGCCCGAAGCGGGAGUGAAGCGAGCAGGUGCGGUGCAGAGCCUCCAAGUUCGACGGUGAGCACAUCCCAGAGCAGGGAGGUCAGCGACGAAGCUCUGCGGCUGAGCAGCUUAUCCGAGCAGCCGUUGGAGAGCUGCAAAGGGAGCGUUGUGCGCAAGGCCUCUGGCGCCAAAGACCGAGUGUCCAUAUCGCGCCGCUUUGGGAGGAGCUUCACCUGCGACAGCUGCGGCUUCAGUUUCAGCUGCGAGCGGCUGCUGGAUGAGCACAUCAUGUCCUGCACGAACAGGCACUCCUAUCAGAACGCCAGGUAUUACGGGGCCGAUAAGAAAGACGGCGGCGAGAGAGACUCCGCCCAUAAAACCCCAUCUCCCCAGCUGGACGAAUUCAAAGCAGAGGCAAGCCAAGCGACGGAUGGGUCAUCCUCCCCAGCGUCGAAUGUAACUAGCGGGAAAGGCACUAGCGUUUCACUGGAGGCGCUGGGCAAACAGCGGAGUCGAGCCACGGAGAGGAAAAGGAUCAUUGUCAAGGUGGAGCCAGAGGACAACCCCAUCGACGAUCUGAAAGAGUUUAACAUUAUUAAGGUGACCGACGGCAACGAUUCCACUGACAACGACGACCUGGAUGAUGAUGACCCGGUUUACAGGUACUACAUUGAGGAAGAGGUCAGUGAAAACAGGCGUGUUAGGAAAGCUUUCUUAAAACCCCACAUGCCUAUUGAUGAGGAGGCCAGGAAAUAUUUUAGAAGCGCCAGGAUCCUUAACAGUAAAGUCAGUGCCGUCGAGGAGGGCCCGGAAAAUGCGUCCUGUGAACUGUGCGGGCAGACAAUCACUGAGGAAGACCUCUCUUCUCAUUACUUGUCCAAGCACAUAGAAAACAUAUGUGCGUGUGGGAAAUGUGGCCAGAUAUUGGUGAAAGGGCGCCAGUUGCAGGAUCAUGCGCAGUCCUGCGGGGAGCCCCAAGACUUGACCACCAAUGGCUUAAGGAACAUGGAGGAGAAAAUUGACUUGGAAGAAAGCCCCGAGGAGCAAUCUGAAAUCCAGGAGAUGAUGUACGUGGAGAUGCUGGAUGAGUUCGGAGACGGCCAUUUCCAGAUGAACAGUCUUCCGAAGAAACAGCUCUACAGGGAUUCAGCUUGCCCUUUCCGGUGCCCUAACUGCGGCUUGCGUUUUGAGACGGAGAAUUUGGUGGUUGAACACAUGUCCAGCUGCCUGGAUCAAGAUCUGUUCAAGAAUGCCAUGAUGGAAGAGAAUGAAAGAGACCAUCGACGCAAGCAUUUCUGCAAUCUUUGUGGGAAGGGCUUUUAUCAGCGUUGCCACUUACGGGAACACUACACGGUGCACACCAAGGAAAAACAGUUUGCUUGUCAGACAUGCGGCAAGCAGUUCCUAAGAGAGCGCCAGUUGCGCCUUCACAACGACAUGCACAAGGGCAUGGCCAGGUAUGUCUGCUCCAUUUGUGACCAAGGAAACUUCCGGAAGCAUGAUCAUGUCCGGCACAUGAUAUCCCACCUGUCAGCUGGAGAGACAAUAUGCCAGGUCUGCUUUCAGAUUUUCCCAAAUAACGAACAACUCGAGCAGCACAUGGAUGUUCACCUCUAUACAUGUGGCGUAUGUGGCGCCAAAUUUAAUCUGAGGAAAGAUAUGAGAUCUCAUUAUAAUGCCAAACAUUUGAAAAGAACAUGAAUGCAUAAUAACGCUUAUUGGCAAGAACUACAACAAAAGCAAGUGGAACACCAAAGCAUAGCAAACAAUCAUACAUUUUUAAAAAAAUUAAAUUGCCUGUUUUGAAAUGUUCUGGUUUUGUUUGUUUGUUUAAAAGAACCUUUAAAUCAUGUGCUUCUUCAUUUAGGCUGCAAUCCUAUGCUCACUUACCUGGAAGUAAGCCCCAGUGAACUUAAUGGGACUUUCUUCUAAGUAAAUAGUUAUGGAAUUGCACUGUUAGGGUAUUAAAGUUCAUAAAAAGCACCAAAUGUUUAAUUAUUGCAUUUUUACUCUUGCCUCAUGUUAAGUUCUGUUUCUGUGUUUUCCCCCCUGCUUUCUUAAGUAGAUGAAUCAAAUCAUUAUUUUUAAACUCUAGACUUCAAAAGCACACUGUAGUAUUACCUGAAUCACCGGUUUCUAUUAAACAGCUUCUCAGUUCCAUCAA
Messenger RNA from Podarcis raffonei (Aeolian wall lizard), 3199 nucleotides. It is a transcript of the gene ZBTB1, whose product is annotated as zinc finger and BTB domain containing 1. The coding region runs from base 610 to 2736 and encodes 708 amino acids. Gene Ontology annotation, biological process: regulation of immune system process; negative regulation of transcription by RNA polymerase II; regulation of cytokine production. Lineage: Eukaryota; Metazoa; Chordata; Lepidosauria; Squamata; Lacertidae. Gene Ontology annotation, molecular function: protein binding. The record is from RefSeq and is a predicted model, not a curated record. The transcript has 2 exons.